Kwoniella shivajii is the source of this 612-nucleotide messenger RNA. RefSeq lists its product as uncharacterized. Bases 1 to 612 code for a protein of 203 amino acids. The transcript has 2 exons. The record is from RefSeq and is a predicted model, not a curated record. Lineage: Eukaryota; Fungi; Basidiomycota; Tremellomycetes; Tremellales; Cryptococcaceae.
AUGGUACCAGUACCCCAAACAAUGAGCUUCGGCCUUGCAGAUGAUGCUGAUCAAGCUCGGUUUGCGACAUUUGCCAGUACACAAGCGAACACGGAGCAGGUUGCCGUCCCCGGAAUCUAUGGUGUAAGUGUUGACGAUGAGGCGCCCAUCUCAAUAUUCGUCCCCAAACAGAAUACAACCGCUCACAUCGACACUGACGCCGAAAUCUCAAGGGAGUCCGGGAACACUUUAGGCGAAUACUGCAUCGCUGGUUCAAUCGACCUCGAUCAUAUAACACAUUACAGCCUGAUAGAACUAGCCGAAAUCUAUUUCAGAGAGGGAACAAGCUCCUUCACGACGGAUUCACCUAUGUCUCGAGUAAAUCUGGGAGAGGGGAGUGAAGGGUGGACUCAGAGAGUUGGGACGGUCAGGAGAAUUAAGUGGAAAGCCAAUCAUACUAUGACUCAAAGUUCCAACCCAAAUAACAUCGGAUUUCGAUCUGUCAGCACCAUUCAGAAACAUGGGUUUCCUCUUUCAUCUGCCCGUUCUGUCCCCGACCCGGUGUGGGAAGGGUAUGUCAAAACCUUGACUCCUGUUGGCGACGAUGAUACAGUACGGGCACAUCUAUACUAG